Molecule: messenger RNA, 3879 nt
Organism: Gopherus flavomarginatus (Mexican gopher tortoise)
Lineage: Eukaryota; Metazoa; Chordata; Testudines; Testudinidae
Gene: TMPRSS12
Product: transmembrane serine protease 12
Exons: 5
Coding region: 160-777 (205 amino acids)
Biological process (GO): proteolysis
Molecular function (GO): serine-type endopeptidase activity
Source: RefSeq, a predicted model, not a curated record
UCUCCUCAGGCUCGCUCCCCUCUCCCCUUGGCGCCACGCAGCAGCGCGCGCCCAGGGCAUGGCGCCUUCCCCUGGUCACGUGGCCAGCAGCCGCGCGCCGGCAGCCCGGCAAUAACCGUUAGACGCGAACCAGCCGCCAUUUUGUUUGAUCCCCGGACGAUGUGGCCGAGUCUCUGUGCCGCCGCCCUCGUGGUGCUGCUGCAAGCGGGCGGCAGCACCGGGAGCCUGGCCCCGAGGAGCUCCACGAGCACCUGUGGAGAGCGGGUACUGGUGGAUAUGAUAUCAGGACCUCGAAUCGUAGGUGGACAUGAUGCACAGCUCGGAGCAUGGCCGUGGCAAGUUAGUCUCCAAGUUUACCAAUAUGGUGUAGGAUUUAAACAUCUGUGCGGUGGAUCUUUGGUUAAUGAGUAUUCAGUACUGACAGCAGCACAUUGUGUUAGACGACAAAUGGACCCAUACUACUGGAGGGUUGUGAUUGGCCUUCAUGAUAUUUCCAGACCUGAGAGACAUACUGUGAAACAUAGUGUUAGAGAGAUUAUUGUCCAUUCAGAAUUCCGGAUAGAGACGUUUGAAAAUGAUAUUGCAUUAUUUAAACUAUAUAAAUCUGUAAGCUACAAUGACUAUAUUCAGCCCAUCUGCUUACCCUUUGUUCACAUUCAUCUAAACAUCAACAACCAAACAAAGUGCUUCAUAAGUGGUUGGGGUAGUAUUUCAGAGAAAGAUACUGCUGCCAUUCAUGCUCUCCUUGGCUUUAUUCCAAAUGCAUCCUCCUUUUAAUUACAAAAACCAUGAUGUAUUCUACUGCUUUUGUUUUAUCCAGAGAAAGAAAGAAUUUGAUGUAGCAUGAAAGUGUUAUUACCUGGAAUAACAAUAGCAUUAAAACCCUACCUAUGGGCCUCAGUUUAUUAGGAUUAGGAAUGAUUUUUUUUUUUUUUUUUUUGGUAAAAAGUCAAAAUGAAGAGAAGAGUAUUUUUCAGUGCAACUGAGCCCUCUUAAAGGAAUCAGCUGUUUAGCACAAAACUUGAUUGCUUAAAGUGCAGUUCUGCUAACAUUGUGAAAUUCUGUGUUCAGUGUUUUCAUAUACAAUUUUCAGUUUACAAGUAAAAAGUUUUUUCUACUCAGCAGCAGCUCAAACUGACAAAAAAGUCUGAAAGUCAAGCUGGGUUCAAAUUUCCAUGUACAUAACCUGUAAAUCAUUCUGCAAGUCAAAUUCAGUUAUACUCCCACUGAAGGCAACCUAGGGCUGAAGAAGUGUAACUGAGGGCAUAGUUUGGCCUGUAGUCUUUAGUCCAGGGAUAACGGAAUAGAGGGAAGAACUAAACUUGACUUUUAGACUCUUGUUUCAGUUCCCAGACAUUAGCACUUAGAAAAAAUGUUAUACUUAGCAACAAUAAAUUAGAUAUAGAAAGAUUGAGACUAUGUAGGGCUCCAAAUGAGUAGCGGGGCUGUCCGAUCUGCACGGAAUUCUCUUCUCUCCUGUCUAAACGCCAGUGAGCACAGACUCAGUAUGUACAGGUAGUAACUUUCAUAGUAGAGCUGUCUCCCUAAGGGAAGAUACAAGGGCAUCUGGGGUCAGAUGAGGCUGUGGGACACAACAUGGCCCCUGCACUUUGAAAGUGUUUAGCUCUAAGUACUAGUAUCUCACAUGUUUCUUCAGAAUCAGAAAGGCAGAUGUGUCAAAUAACACCUCCACCCUGAUCCUGCAAUGACUUAUGUAUGUUGUCACAACCAUGGUAAAAAUCCCCCUGCUGGACACACCAGGCUACUGUCUUUGGAUUCCAGGCCCAUAUGCUUUUAAGCUUCCUGAAACUGAUCAGAAUCCAGGCCCUACCUCUUCAGGCCUACACAUAGGAUAUAAAUCCUCCGUUUCACAUCGCUUCUGAGCUGAAUGCCCGGUCUAACUGCAUCUCCUCCAGGACUAGUGUCAUCUCCCCCAGACUCCCCAGUAGCUUACCACACACUUUUCCAGAGUUCCACCUUGUAGGAAAUGCUGGCUUACAGUUUACCUCUUCAGGGACAUGAUAGUGGAAGCAAAUAGACCCAUUAGAUAGCACAAGACAAGAACUAUAUAGAUCCAGACUAAACAAUAGAACACCUGUACACCAUUCCCUGCCUCAUGUUAGUUCAUUCUGAGUCUCUGUUUUUUCUAAAACCCAUCGCUAAAACCUUUUCUUUUAAUUCUGCUUUUGGGGAAAUUCCACUCCUUCAGACCCCAGACCGCUGCAGAGAAGUUAGAGAAAACUGGUUCUCCUAGCUUCAGCCAGCCCAUUGGCCCAUUUGAAUGGGCAACCAUCGCGAUUUAAAGACUCUCCUCCAUCUUAAAACCAAAUAGUAUUCAUAAACUCUGCAUAGACAGAUUCCCCAAAUUGUCACAUGUUCUUAAUUUUCAGCAGGAGUAGUCUCACUGAACUGAAAAAUAUGUGCACAAAAAUGCUACAGUUAUAGUAGCAAAAUGUUCCAUCUUCUCUAUGUUCCGUUACAGGUGAAGGCUCACCUAUAUUACAAGAAGCUCAAGUAGACAUUGUUCCUUCUGAUAUUUGUAAUGGUUUUGAAUGGUAUGAAGGAAUGGUUAAUAAUAAUAUGUUUUGUGCUGGCUUUGAAUCUGGAGGUAUCGAUAGCUGUCAGCGUUAUGUAACCAGCUCUCCAUAUGGAAUACACAGCAUGCAGCUUUGUACAAUGACAGUACCUCUCCACAGAACAGAUUACGAUUCACUUCAUGCCAUAACUGAUACAAUGGACCUGGAAGACUUUACUAUAAAACUUAACAAUCAAAGGACCAUAUAAGUAAUAAGAUGUACCACAUAAGGUAGAAGCUGAAGAAUGGUCUUAUUUACUGCUUCAGUGAAGAAGGUGCAUUUCACUUGAUUUGAUUCAUGCUAGUUUUACCAUCGGUAUUCAAGUCAAAGGGCAUUAACUUGCAAAGGACUUUAAGGUUUGGGCCUUACCGUGUAGAUAUUGGGCCCAUUAAUAUGAAAGACAAGUAGUUUAUUUUCUGUGAUUAAAGAUGACAAUGUAUUCACAAGUAUUCUGUCUACCAUUCUCUCUCUCUUCUUCGGCAAUCUUCCUUUGAACAGGUGAUUUGGGAAUUGAUAGGCAGAUUAUGAGCCAUUACUAUUUAUACAGUGGAACUCAGCACUUAUUUGCAUAUAUGCAUAAUUUAGAUAGAUAACUGAAUUUAAAUAGUUAUUAAUUUGUAGAUAUGUAGCUUUAGAGUGAUCUGAAUGCUAGACUGUAGACCUGCGGAGGAGAUAAAUGUUUAAGAACUUUAGUAAUAGAGACUAUAAGAAACCUACUGUAGGUAUGAUAGUCUGACCUGUGUAACAGACCCAGGCCAGUGGGGUGCAGGAGUCUGGUAGAGGGCAAAUAUACUGGUCACUGGGUGAGUAGUUUUCUGUUCCCUGAGUGACCAGAGCAGGGGAUGCACUAGAGUAAUCAGGAACUUGCUAGAACCAGUUAAGGCAGACAGGCUGAUUAGAACACCUGCAGCCAAUCAAGGCAGGCUAAUCAGGGCACCUGGGUUUUAAAAGAAGCUCUCUCCAGUCAAAUGGGGAGGAGCCAGAGGAGAGGAAGUGUGUGAGAGGAGCUGACUGUAUGCUGCUGGAGGACUAUGGAGUACAAGCGUUAUCAGACAGCAGGAGGAAGGUCCUGUGGUGAGGAUAAAGAAGGUGUUUGGAGGAGGCCUUGGGGAAGUAGCCCAGGGAGGUGUAGCUGUCACAUGAGGCACUAUAGACAGCUGCAAAUCCAUAGGGCCCUGGGCUGGAACCUGGAGUAGAGGGUGGGCCCUGGUUCCCCCCCAACUCCUAAUCAGACACAGGCGGAGUUGAUCCAGACUGUGGGGGAGAUCACUGAGGUGAGCAAAUCUGCCAAUAAGCUCAGGAC